CAGCCCAGUGCCUCCAGGAAGGGCAGCAAGCAGAUCAAUCCCCAAGACUCGGAACGUCCUGGACACAAAACAACACAAGGAACAAGUCAUGACAUUGAGCGACGGCAUCGCACGUAAUCCAUAAUGUUUUCUUCUUCCGGCGGCGGCAAGAAGGCCCCUGCCCAGGAGAUGGUGCAAGUCGGUGCGUGCCUGGGCCAGACCAACGCCAUCCAAUCCAUGGUUUUUAGCUGACUUGACUUCUGUGUGAAUGCCAGACAGGUCCGACGCUGCCUCGCCCUUCUGGAGGGCCCCUCCCCCUCCCGCUGCCCGAGACGCCCCGCCUCCGAAGAAGACGACACGCGACUCGAGCCUCGUGGUCGGCGCCGCCUAUUCCCACGCCGACAUGCUCAAGUUCGACUCGCUGAAUCUUUCAAGCUCCGGCUCGCGUCCAAGGACCCCGCCAUCCGCCACGCCGGGCCACGAGCGAACGGGUUCGGCGAGCUCUCCGUCUCGAAAGACCAGUACCAGGGCCGGCUCACCGCCGUUCAAGUCGUACAUGAGCUUUCUCUCCAACACCAACGAUGACUGGACCUUGGACGAGGCCGAGGAUAUGUACGGGUACGAGUCGGACGACGGCGACGAUUUCGGACUGCCGAGUCUGUCCAACAUGAAGCGGAGGACAAGGAGGAAGGCCGAGCAGAGCAGAGCGCAGACCGACAACGGACUUGGCCACGAUGACGAUGACGACGCUGCUGUCAAGGAGCAGCUUCGGCGACGAAAUUCAGACAGCGCCGACAUCGCCAUCGAGCGGCCCAUGUCCAUGUACCCAAUGCCCAAGAAGAGCGAGGGCAAGAUCUUGCGGCCGCAGUACAAAGAUAUACUGCGCGACCCGGCAAACGCCCUGCACCUCAUCAACUACCCCUCAAUACCGCCCAACGCCACGCCCAAGGAAAUCGACGCCAUCAACUCGAGAAUAACGAGGAUAAACAAGUUCAAGAGGCUGCUGCAGGCCUCAACAAUACCCCUGUCCGACCUCCGGGCGCUGGCAUGGUCCGGCGUGCCGGAGGAAGUCCGCGCCAUGACCUGGCAGCUGCUCCUCAGCUAUCUCCCCACCAGCAGCGAGAGGCGGGUCGCGACGCUGGAGCGGAAACGAAAGGAGUAUCUCGAUGGGGUACGGCAAGCCUUCGAUAAAGGGGGCGGGGCGGGCGGCACCACCCCGACCCCGUCCGGGCGCGGCGGCCGCGGGCUCGACGAAGCGAUCUGGCACCAGAUCAGCAUCGACGUGCCUCGCACCAACCCGCACAUCGAGCUGUACGGCUACGAGGCGACACAGCGCUCGCUCGAGCGCAUCUUGUACGUCUGGGCCGUCCGGCACCCCGCAAGCGGGUACGUGCAGGGCAUCAACGACCUGGUCACGCCCUUCUGGCAGGUCUUCCUGGGGAUGUACAUCACGGACCCGGACAUCGAGAGCGGCAUGGAUCCCGGGCAGCUGCCCAAGGCCGUGCUGGACGCGGUCGAGGCCGACUCGUUCUGGUGCCUGACGAAGCUGCUGGACGGCAUCCAGGACCACUACAUCGUCGCGCAGCCGGGCAUCCAGCGGCAGGUGUCCGCGCUGCGGGACCUCACGGCGAGGAUUGACGCCGGGCUGGCGAAGCACCUGGAGAAGGAGAACGUCGAGUUCAUCCAGUUCAGCUUCCGCUGGAUGAACUGCUUGCUGAUGCGGGAGAUCAGCGUCAAGAACACCAUCCGGAUGUGGGAUACCUACAUGGCCGAAGAGCAAGGCUUCUCCGAGUUCCACCUCUACGUGUGCGCCGCCUUCCUGGUCAAGUGGUCCGACAAGCUGGUCCGCAUGGACUUCCAGGAGAUCAUGAUGUUCCUGCAGUCGCUGCCCACGCGCGGCUGGACCGAGAAGGACAUCGAGCUGCUGCUCAGCGAGGCCUACAUCUGGCAGAGCCUGUUCAAGGGCUCGUCGGCCCACCUGCGCGGCGGCGGCGGCGGCGCCGAGAACAGCAGCAGCAGCAGCAGCAACGGCGGCCUCGGGCCAGGGGCCAGGGGCGGCGCGCAGGUGACGAAUUUUCAGCUCUGAUUGUCAUGCGGGCGGUCGUUCGGUCAGUGGUGUAUAUAGCGUUGCCAUUUUUCUUUGCUCUAUACAAUCCACUUUUCGUGGCACAUCGUGGUGUUGGCCGGCGAGCGGGUGGGCGUUUGGCACGGGAAGCCAACAGCAGGCAUGACUGAGCCCUUGCAGCAUUUGAGAGGAGCGGAUCAGGAUAGCAUCUAUAAUAAUACCCGAGAGUUCAGGAGACGUAAGAAG
This is a messenger RNA of Thermothielavioides terrestris NRRL 8126, 2290 nucleotides long. RefSeq lists its product as uncharacterized. Bases 248 to 2065 code for a protein of 605 amino acids. Gene Ontology annotation, cellular component: Golgi apparatus. The record is from RefSeq and is a predicted model, not a curated record. Gene Ontology annotation, molecular function: GTPase activator activity. Gene Ontology annotation, biological process: activation of GTPase activity. The transcript has 5 exons. Lineage: Eukaryota; Fungi; Ascomycota; Sordariomycetes; Sordariales; Chaetomiaceae.